This is a messenger RNA of Podarcis lilfordi (Lilford's wall lizard), 40346 nucleotides long. Lineage: Eukaryota; Metazoa; Chordata; Lepidosauria; Squamata; Lacertidae. The record is from the annotation of a GenBank genome assembly.
AGGUGAGUGAAGAUUGGAUGAGGCUUUCAAUGUUGCAGGUGAGGCAGUUGAGAGCUGUGGGUUCGGGAAGGGACGGUAGUUGGUGGAGGAUCCGAAGCAGGGCUGGGCAACUAAACUAUUUAGCUUAGGAUCAGUAGUAACAGUCGCCAUUGUCGCAAAAAGCAGCAUAUAAGAGAAAGUCAGUUUGAGACCAUAUGCUUACAUGUGCAAGUCAUCAUACAGUCCUUGCUUGUCAUUUUUGUUUAACAGAUUUACUGUCUUACAUAGUAAUUUGUGUGUGUAUGCUGGGAAAGACUAACAUCUUGCCACUCCCGUUCUGAAUUCGAGUCACACCCGUCGAGAAAACAAUUGAAAAAGAUCCAGCCGGAUAUAACGCUCUCAAGCCAUUAUUAUUUUAUUGGGGUUUUUUCCUAGGGGGACGCAGACCCCUAAACAUUUUGUGAAUAUUUAUACUUUUGUCUGUUUAUUGUAUUUUUCCCGAUUUGAACUAUAAAAUGGUGAUUGUCUUGAGUCAAAAUGAGAGUACCCUAAACUUUUUUUUUAAAGAAAAACAGCACUUCUUCUUACUACUGUACUGCGUUUUCCCGCAGCCAAAGUAGUUAUAGGAAAUCACGGGCAGCUCCCAGGAACCAAUCAGAACGAGACAGGAAGAAAGGAGGAAGCGUUAUUGGAGGGCCUUGAAAGGGGCGGGAGGAGAAACCCGCCCGCGCGGGUGACGUCACCGCCGGCCUCGUUCGCCGCCUGGGCGUGGCUUAUCCCUGAAGCCAUUUUGUCCCACACCCCCUCCCCUGAGAGCGGGGAGAAGGCGCGAGGCAGCGUGGGAGAAAGCAGGCGGGGAGGGGCGGGGCUUCGAGGAAAUAGCGGCGUCUGAUUGGGCAGAGGCGGGAUGGCGGGGCGGGGCCGGCUCUGCCCCUCCACCCUGAGGCGUCCGCUUUUAAGCUUCCUGUCAGUCUGUGCCUGAGGAGGGAAGGAGGCCGGAAGUGCCUGCUGUGGGUGUCUUCUCUUCUCCCCCCAGCCCCGCGACAGGUGGGUUUCUGGUUUGUGCCGCACCUUGUUUUUUAAAGGGGUGUGUUUGGGCUUCCUGAAGCUGCUGCUUCUCCCGUGUGCGCGAGGGGGGGGGGUUCUCCCCGCCCCCAAAAAACUUAUUUUCUUCUCCCGCUGGUUUGCCCCUCGUCUCUUCAGCCCUCAGCCCGUUCCCGCUAUUCGCUGCUUAGAGGAGUAUGUUCGUGUGUGUGUAUGUAUAUAUAUGUUCUGCGCUCCUCAGCCAAAACUUCCUUCAGGCUUCUUUUUCCUCCAUCCUGUGCGAAAGCAGCGCCGGUCGGCGGCCGAGGAUGAUGGGAGUUGUAGUCUCUGGAGAAAGGACCGCAGCUCUCUCAAGCUAUUACUCCCCCCACCCCCGUUCCAGGUGCGGAGUCCCAAUUUGCCGCACCUAUUGCUUGCCUAGCGUGGCCGUUUCUCGUUCCUACCGCCUAAGUGUCUCUGGAUGAGAAUUUAGAAUUUAUUUUUUAAAAUAAUUUUUUUUGGUUUUCAAUUGCAAUAAUCCAAUAACAGCCUCAUUAUAGCAAUGCCAAAUUGCAAUACAGUUACUAGUAUCAAUCAUUCAGAUGCCAAUUUAUAUAAUUUCGGUGUCCCCUCUGCAUGCUAGAAUUGAUGGUUUGAUUAUUUACUUUAUUUCUGCGUUCCAAAAUCUUAUUAAUUUCAAUUACACUCCAGUCAACAUAGCAAUCCCUUCUACAACAACUCCAACAUUAACAACUUCCAUUUGUAUGGACACAUUAAAUGAUUUAUAAACCUGCAGGUGAAGUGUUCAAACUAUAUCCUUCUUCUUCCUGUGUGUGGUAAUUAUUCUGUCUGUGAUGUUUCUUCCUGUCCUUGUAAAAUAUUAUGUCUAUCUUUUCCCAGUGUUCUCUAUCAUGCCUUGGGCGGAGCUAAUAUCCCAUUGUUGAGAAUUUAGAACCAUUGACUAUUUAUAGAGUUGGAAGUGACCCCUGAGGAUCAUCUAGUUCCAUCCCCUGCAAGACAGGAUUUUUUCGCCCAGUGUGGAACUCGAACCCACGGCCCUGAGAUUUAAGAGUCUCCUGCUCUGUGAUGGAGCUGUCAGCCAAGUUAACAGAAUUAAAAUUGGGAGGAAGCUGACAGAAUUAAAAAGCUGGCAGGCUGUUUUCUGCUUUGCCUGAAAGUUUUGCUACUUGUCCCCCCCCCCCCCCCAGUAUGCAUGGUUUGUAUAGAUAGAUAGGUCUCUUCUCCCCACUCAGCACCUUAUUGGGCACUCAAGAGGAGUGUACAAACGCUUUGUAAAUAAACCACCUUGCAAGAUGUAAUGACUGCAGUGGGCUUAUACUUGGGUUGACUGGUUUCAAAGCCCCAAAGGAUGAUCCUGGGCCACGUGGGUGCCUCUCAGCCUAACCUACUUUGCAGGAGUGUAUGUGUGCCACUGUGAGAACCUUGGAGGAAGGAUGGGAUGGAAAAAGGAAAAGAAGCUUGAAUGCACCUUACAGCACGUAGCAAGUUAUGCCUCCCAGUAAGCCUUGGUGAGCAGCAUGUGAGGAGUUUAUUUCCUGCGAACCUUUACUUGCCCUUUCCCAGGAUACCUGCACACACCUCAUUCGCUUUAACUUACUUAGCCCAAACAUAACAGCAUAGCCCAUAUGCCUUCGUCUAGCAGCUCUUUUCAUCCAGGACUAACAGGCUUCUUCUUGUCUACAGUAGCUUUCAAAUAGCAAGCUAGUAGCCUGCCAGGCUCUACACCAGAAAUGUGAGGUCUGAAAGUUAUAAAGCAUUUUACCUUGGCUUUCAGUUUCUUUUAGAAAUGUCUAAUAUAGAUUAAAUCAAAAUUAAAAAUAAAUGCAUUCAAGAAAAUUAGGCAAAGUGUAGCAGUUAACACAGCCACAAAAACAGGGGAGGCAGGCAUUGUCAAUUGGGCCAAAGACCUAUCAAAAGAAAAAAGGUUGUAAGUUUGGGUUUACAUUUCUGUUUGCCAUUCUUGCCACAUUAGUUUUUGCCCAAAGGCAGCGAUGGCAAGGGGAGCCCCAACAUUCCCCUCUAGCUUGGAAACUUGGGUGGGUGGGUAGAGAAAUCACCCCUUCAAUUGCACUGACCUUCAGAGAGCUCAGCGUAGUGAUAGAAAAGAUGCUUGCUUUACUUUAUGUCUACAACCUAGUGAGAAAAGUUGGGACUGGCUGCUUUGUGUUGUGGAUUCUUGGGUUGUUUUUGUUUCUAUUUUUAUCAUGUAUUUUGUGUUCAUAUUGUGAUUUUAUGUUGUGAACUGCCCUGAGAUCUACAGGUACAGGGUGGUAUACUGCUACUAUUACUAUUACUAUUACUAUUACUACUACUACUAAUAAUAAUAAUAAUACAGUGGUACGUUUAUGAACUUAAUCUGUUCCGGAAGUCCGUUCUUAAACCAAAACCAUUCUUAAACUGAGGCAUGCUUUCCCAAAUGAGGCCUGUCGCUGCUAGUGCCCUUCCACUGUUCGGAUUCCCUUCUUAGACCGAGGUAAAGUUCUCAAACUGGGACACUACUUACGGUUUUGCGGAGUUCGUAAACCGAAUCAUUUUUAAACAGGACUGUUCUUAAACUGAGGUACCACUGUAAUCCCUUCCCCCAGCACCUAAGGUUUAGAGCUGCAGAAGGGGAAUUGUCCUUGACUUCCCAUGGAGGUGCAAUGUGAGGUCAGGACUGCAAUCCUCUACACACGUGUCCCUAGGUGUGUAAGCCCCAUAGAACAUAAUGUGGCUUUUCGGCAAGCAGGCAUAGAAAAUUGUGCCAAUGGCGAGGGAUGGAUCCUAACAAUAACAGGUCUUGUCUUUGCUACCAAGGCCAGCAAAAAAAUGUAUGGACCUUUGAGUUUCAUAACUUUGCUGUAGCAUAAGGACAGUAGUGCAUUUUUGUUCAAUGUGGACAAAACUAUCAAAGUUAAUGCUGAAGUGGUAAUAUGGUCUGGAUAGUGUCUGGUAGUGUUUCAGAGACCACAGAAGGGCUAGGUAGGGUUUCUGUGGUUUGUGGUUGGAGGCAGUUACGUUUCUGAAUAGCAGUUUCUGGAAACCUCAAGCAGGGAGAGUGCUCCUGUGCAUGUGGGUUUCCCAUGGGCAGCUGGUUGGCCACUGUGAGAACAGGAUGCUGGACUGGAUGGGAUGGCCCAGAAAACUCCUCUUAUGCUCUUGUGGUUGAAGCUUCAGUGGCUUGUUAUACUUUGUUUUUCUUCCUGUGGGUGUGAUGUCCAGCCAGUCUGAGUCUAACAGGUCAAUAAUCUCUUGGCUUCCAGUUUCAUGCAUUUCCCCUUACAAAUCUGUGGCAGCGUGCUGUGCAAUGAUAAGACAUGCCAAUCCUUAUUUGCAUUUAAAAAACAAAAAACAAAACUGGAAAUGUAAUAGUCUUAAAACAUUAUUAAUAGCAGUUUAAGAUUUCCUGUGUAUAUUAAAAUCCAGCAUAUACUGUGUCUGCUUGGUGCUUCUCCUUAACAUUACAGGAUGUAUUUUGAGAAAUUUGGAAUAUGGUUUAGUCUUGUAAAUAAGUUACCAUCUGACACAUAUCUUCUUCGGUCUGAAGAUGAAAACAAACUAAUUCUCUUUCAGUUUACAAACUCUUCCCCGUUUGGUUGCUUGGAGACAAUUCCUGAUCACCCAGGUGAUCAAUUGUUUACAAACCUAGGGUUAAAACAACAAAGAAUCUUGCAGCACCUUAAAGACUUUUAUUGCAGCAUAAGGUUUCAUGGGUUCAAGUCCACUGUGUAUUAAAGAUGAAAUUGUAGUUUUUUGGAACACCCUGUGACUGGCUUAAAGCAAUCCUCAGUGUUUAAAUUGCUGAUGCUUGAGAUGCAGUUUUGCCAAGAUAGAGACAAGGUACAAAUUGCUUCUUUGUAUUACAGUGGUACCUCGGGUUAAGUACUUAAUUCGUUCCAGAGGUCCGUUCUUAACCUGAAACUGUUCUUAACCUGAAGCACCACUUUAGCUAAUGGGGCCUCUUGCUGCCGCUGCGCCGCCGGAGCACAAUUUCUGUUCUCAUCCUGAAGCAAAGUUCUUAACCUGAAGCACUAUUUCUGGGUUAGCGGAGUCUGUAACCUGAAGCGUAUGUAACCUGAGGUACCACUGUACUCUGGAAUGAAACAUUUUCUCUUAAGGGGGGCGGGGAUACAACAUACAAGUUUCAAAUACCUCAUUGCUGAUGAAUGGACAGCUGCUGCUGUGGUUGCUUGCCAGAUGUUUCCUGCCUGCUUCUGCCUAAGAUGUGUAAAAUUAAAAAUGCAACACAGGCUGGAAAGCACAUACAGUACUGUAUUCCAGAAUUGGUGGUUUGCAAAUUCAGCUUCCAUGUCUUGAUUAAUAAUGCAGCAAUGGGAUGCUAGCAGCACAUGGUCCUUAUAGACUCAGGGCCAAACUAUACACUAUGUUAAAUGUGUGGUUUGGUUUUCUCCUGCAAUCAAAUAGUUGCCAUGAUGAGGAACAGCUCUGGGAAGGGCAGCUUUCAUUGAGUCUGUGGUGUGAUGAGAAAAGACUAACUUACCACUUUCCCAUGCACCAUGGCUGCUGUUAUUUAAGUAAAAAUGAAAUGGAGCAACCCCUUUCUUAACAGGACAACCUUUAAUCCAGUUAGGGUUAAUAGAUCAAUUUAUUGGUUUUGGUUUAUCUGUUUUAUCAUUUUUCCAGUUUUAGGUUUGUUCUUUACAAUUGCACAUCAGUUUUGACCUGGAAAAGGACCCUCCUCACCAAAAAAUUGCCAUAAUUUUAGUGUACAUUUCUCCUAACACACAAACACACACACUUCUGCAAGCAGCUUCCUUGAUAUAAUGCAUUUUUACGACAUGCAUGCUUGCAAUGCACACUUUCCCCUAAUAUACAUAUUCUUGUAAAAAAUAAUAAUUGAGGAUUAGUUAGAGAACUGCAAGUUCAAAGAAGUGCAAAUGCUGAAGGGUGGCUGUGCUUUGAUUUGCGUACAGGCAACUCCCCAUUUGUGCGGGGGCAGCAUUCUGGGCAUUCACAUGAUUUGCUGGAGCACGCAUAACCCUGCCCUGUUAAGCCCUCUUCCAGUUCCAAAAUGACCUGUGCAUCAGUUGAACACAAGCAAAAUGGUUGCCACCUGUAUUGUUUCAGGAAGUGUGGAUGCGGUAGUCUAGCAUUUUAAAUGGAAACCUCUCCUAUCUCUGAUUCUGGAUGUGUUCAUCCAGAUCACUUUUGCCUGCAUUUCUGCCCAUCCUUGUCUCUACCUGGACACUGACAUCAGGCAGAUUAUCCACACCAUGGACCAACAGGGUGCCCACCUCUGCACCAGUCUGUCUGUUAGCACUUCUAACAGACUUUUGUUCUUUUGGCACAGGAAUAUGUAGCUCAGGCACCCUAGGAUUCCUUGUUUGGGUAGGCAGGGGUUACCUUGGGACAAGGAACAAUGACUUUCGAUUUUGGGUAAAAAGCAUCUCGCAGAGAGGAAGCAGCCUUUCUUCCCUGCUGCAGAUAAGGUCACCCCCGAAACAGCGCCCUAUUGUUCGUUGUAUCUUCCUGAAUAAGUUCAGGAAGGGCAGCUAAAUAUUAUUUAAACAAGGAGGGCCUUUGCUUCCUGUUCUCUUUCAGGAAGAUGAGGCUUGAGGCCUUACUAAAAUGAAGUGGUGAUUUGUGAGAACCUCGCUGCUUCCCCCUGCAACUACUGUAUAUGGCAAUCAGAUGACUUGGUUUCACUUUUGAGGCCUAACUUCUCCCUUCUCAAAACACAGAAGGGAAUCCUUGCACGAAGUGCACUUGGAAACACUUGAGGCAAGCUUCAGCGGAAAAAAGGCCGAGCUGACUCCCCAUUCAUACCUGGUAGCUUUACAACUAGAACAUGGGAGGAGAUCCUGCCCAAAGUGCAUUAUCAGUGUUGGGAAAUGGGCCGUGGGCGUUCAUUGCAGGAACAGAGAUGGCAGCAGAAGCAGACUCUCAGACAGAGGCUGUCACUUGGUGCAAAGCCAAGAAGCAGCCUUGGGAGGUAGAAGAGAGAACAAUCAAGGUGAGCUGUGACCUUGAAGCAGCAAGUUCAGCAGGGCCAAGGGUGUUGGUCACAGGUGGAAAGGUGCCUAGGUGUAAAGACUUCUUUUUCUGGCAAGCAUAUGAUACUUUCCCCAUUGUGUGGAGCAUUUUGUCCCAUCAUUUUAAUCUGAAUUUGUUUUUAUCUGCGGAUUUCUUAAAAAAUUAAAAUUAUUUUACUGCUGCUCUUAUUUUUAAUUUCAUUUAUAUUGUGAACUUCCUUGGGCAUUUUUUGAAGUUAAAAGGCAGGUUUAAAAUGGUCUACUAAACAAUAAUCGUAAGAAGUCUGUGGAAAGGUAAGCAUUGACGGUCAGGUAAAGGCAAGGGCAGGAUUGUGGCUGGAGUUUGACUCUGCUUGUCAUUUUCUCUGUGGCUUUUGAUCCCAUAGACCAUCAUUGUAUCCAGGACCAUUUUUGUAAAUUUCAAAAUCUGAAAAUUAAAUAAAUUUUAUAGAGACUAAAAAACAACAACACCCCACAUACAACAACAAAAAUCUAUAUGCUACCAGGCCAGGUUCAAGGUGCUUGUAUUAAUUUUCAAGGCCCUUUACAAUUUGGGUUCAGGAUACUGCAAGGCCUGCCCAAUCUCUUACAUCCCUGCCUGAUCACCAAUGUUUUUGGGGGUGAGUUUAGUAUUGAGGACACAAUUUUAUGGAACUCCCUUCCGAUUGAAGUCAGACAGUCCCCCUCCCUACCAAACAUCCAUCAGGCACCUUAAUGGAGAUUUUAUAGUUUUGACUUCUUCCUUUUUUUUUUCUUCUUUUUUUUGCACUGCGUCUUUAUAAACCACUUAUUAACCUUGGGAGUUAAGGGAUAUAUAAACUGUUUAAAUAAGAAUAAACAAUACGGGACUAAACCGCUCCCCCAAUAACAGCUUUGUAGCCAAAAUAGGGCCAGUGAAAAAACAGAGGUAUCUUCCUUGUUUGAGGGAACCCCAAGGUUUGCAGAAGUGCAUUUAAAAAAAACAACAACUGCCUAAAGAGGACAGACUUCCUAAAAACAGAAAAAAGGAUGUACUGUGUAUGUGGUCAGGAGGAAGGAGCACUGAGAAAAUGUGUGUGCAGGACUUCCGGGGUGGCGCCAUCAGCAAUGGCGGACUCCCUCUGAACAGGAGGGACUAGCUCCGCGGGAAACGGGUCUUCUCCGCUACGGCGAAGCGGGGACCCUCUUAAAAAUCACAGGCGGAUGAAGCCUGUGACCAUGGGACUCGGCGGGCACCUUUAGCGUCCCCCCAACUCGCUAAGGAACCCACUAACAGGCUCCGAAGUGAAGAGGGGUUUGUGGCGCGGUGCUGUGAGUCAACUGCUAUUUCCGUGGAGCGAAGCCGCAUAGCCGUUGCCGGAGAGCGCUGCCUUUUUCCUGGGACAAUUUGGACUCUAAAAUAAGCACCCGUGAGUACUCAGACUUUGAAUAACUGGACAUCAAAUAAGGACUUGCGAGCAGAAAGGAAUUGGAUUUUAAAAACCUAUUUUAAUUUGGUACGGAACGGGAAGGUCUAAACAGGAAGUCAGCCUUCCGUUCUUUUGUAGACAGAAUAAAGCAAAGACAAUGUAAACUAGAGCUUAGAAAAUCGCCUUUAAAGGAUUGGAUUUCAUCAUUUAAAAUUGUGGAACCCCCCUUCGACAGCAGGAGAAGGAGGGGAUUUUUUCGGACUGUUUAAAGUGAGUUUAAAGUAAAGUAACCUUCCUCCGUCCUGAUCCUGGAGCGGGGUGUCAGGACUGACGUUUGAAGUUCAUUGACCAGAGACAAGCGUUUUUGACAGAUAGCUAAAAGAAGAGAAACAUAGCGAUUCCACUGCUUCCCUUCGCAUCUUUAAGCAACAAAUAUUGACAAAGUAUCUCAAAAAGGGAAACUUUGUUGCAAGAACAAAUAGAAGUUUUCCCCCUAGAGGGAGACUGUGAAACUGUAACCAACUCCAGGGAGCCGGCAGCUGUUACAGAUUACAAUCGUGGGAACAGGCAUCUGACCUUGCAGGACAAUGUAUUCAGAAGCUUUGUUGUGUGCUUUCUAUAAAACAAAUGCCCUACUGGAACAGUUACAUGAGAAGGUGAAUUGGAUGGCGACUUCGACUAGAAACUUUGAACAGGCAGUGGGAAAUUUUGAACAGUGGGAAAAUAUGUGGAGCCCACUCAGGAAUUAAAUCAGGAGUGUGUCCUGACAGAACAGGCCCAACAGGAAUAUGAGUUUUCGGAUUUGACAAAUGAACCUGGAAAAAGCCAGAUUUGGAAAGAAAAAGUUUGGUUUGGCUUGGAAAUGGGGGGCUGGAUUGACCCCCCUAUGUUGGGAUGUUUGGACUUUUCAAAUCUGGCAAUGGGCCGUGAGAUGUUUGGGAUUGUGGGGGCUCUUAAUUUUAAUUUUGGAGGGUCUUUGAAACAUGCUUUUAAAUACCAUAUGGAAUUCAGUGUUGAAUAUGGAAAAGGGGCUGAUCUGUCGAGAAGGGUUAAAAAUAUUGUCAAGCUGGAGUUACCACGAGCAGGAGACAAGGGAAAAUACAGUUACAAAUAUGAAGAAGAGCUGCGGAAGGGACAUGGAAGAGACUUGAGGGCCUCGGAUAUAAGGCUGCCAGGUUAAUGGGCUAGAUCGACGGGAUAAUAAGGACUGACAAAACCCGGAACCAGGAGGAAAGGACGUUGGAUGAAGAUUGGAUCUGUUUGUAUCUCUUUUUUCUACCAUUAGAACUGUUUUAUAAAAUUGAUGAAUGUCAGAAAAAUGUUGGAAUGAAAUUACUUGGCUUUAGUAAAGAUGUUUAAAGAAUUAUGAAAGAAUAUUUUGGUUAUGAGAAAUGGGUAAGGAUAAGAUUUAAGUUUUAAGUUUUAAGGUUUAUUUUAUUAUAGUAAGAUAAGAUUAAAACAGUUUAGGGUAAUGUAAUGACAGAAUAUUAUGAAAUAUGGAAAGGAUUUGCUGGGAUAAUUAAUAACUAGGAUACAAAGAAAGGGAGGAGGAGGAGGUCAAAGAAAGAAGGUAAUGACAGUUGAGGAUUUGAGAAUAAUGAAUUUGUUUUUAAAUGUUUUUAAUUGUUUGUGAUGUAUUUUUAUAUUUUUUCUUUUGUCACUUUUUCUUAUUUUUGAAUUUGUAUUCAUAUGGUUGGAAGGGGUUUGUUUCCCCCCCCUUCUUUUUCUACUUUGUUAACUAUUUUUAUUUUGUACUUUCUACUGCUUUUAUUUUAUUUUGUAAUACUUUGAAAAUUUCAAUAAAUAUCUUAUAUAAAAAAAGAGAGAAAAUGUGUGUGCAGCCCUGCAUUGAGCCUCUGCCACACCCUCCCCAGCCAGCCGACACCACCUCUGCCUGUCUGGAAACCUGCCUGUGCCAGGAAGUGGUGGGAGACGGGUGCCCAGCCUGGACAAGGCUUGCAAACUAGAGACAGGACACCGUCUCUCGCAAGACGCACUCCAGUUGGGUGCAGUGUCCGGAGGUUCCCCAUUCUGCUUCUGGCUCAUCAGAAAGACAGGGAAGUGCCCUUUGCUAGCGUGAAGCUCAAAGGAGAGGCGGAAAACUGGCAGGCACCUUGCCAUGAAAAAGCCUUGCGAAACAGGGAAAGGAUUCUCUGCUGUCAGGAGGCCGGGUGCCGGAUCGGUUUGAUACAGCUGCAGUUGCGGCUAAGAGAGCAGUGUGCCCCGCAGUUCCUUUCCCUGUCACGGAGAGUCUGCUCACUUAGUCCAAAGCUCAGAGCUGUAUGCCAUUGAAAGCUACCAAAUAUGGAAUAUAAAAAAACCUUAAUGUUAUCUCUGCACCAAAACACUUCACGCAAGACAUAGCUCAAAAUGCCCAUCAGUAUUUGGUGACAAGCCUCACUUUCCCCCUCGUUUGUGGGGAAGAUGACCCAUCACUGAUGCCCAAUCACAGCUGCAUUAAAAUCCUUGCGUUAUUUCUCCACUAUGUUCUCAUGUUUGCACUGUUGGCCGGGGGUUUGGAGGGGUCUGAAAGGAACCAGACAUAUGGCGGACUGUGUAAGCUUUCCAAUUUAGUCCAUAGGUCUAAAUUCGUUCAAACACUGAAUGUUGAAGGACAGAAAGGGGGUGGGGGUGGGGAGAGAGAUGGAAGGUCAGGUUGAGAGCAUUUGAGUCAUGGAGUAUUAGGGCAUCAUUUGAGAAGAUGGAAGACCGGGGGUGGGAGGGUGGAGACAACUGGCCUCCCUAAAAAUGCAUGCCCUGAAAGCGAAGUUUGGAGGAGGAAUGUGCCACGAGAUUUUUAAAAGCUCCUCUUCACAUGCUAUAGGAGAACUGUCCCCACUUCCCUGAAUGCCUUUCCCGGUUUCUUAUUCCCCAGAGUCUUCCCCUACCCACCCGCCCACGCUAAAUAGCAAUAUAAUGCUCUCAGUCAGGACUGGCAACCAGCCCAGACCUGAACCUUCUAAUGUGAUGCAACACAGCAAGGAAAAUGGAGGUGGGGGAAGGAAAGGGAGAAUGUGUCUAUCUAUCCUUCCCUCUCACCACCCAGAACAGGAAGGAACAGCCGCCUUGUAUCCACUGCCCAAAGCAUCCUGUUCAACAGGAAUCGCCAAUCCCAUGCCCACGGGCACCAUAGUGCCUGUGAAAGCCGCCUUUGCUGCCCCCAGCAUGUACCAUAACCCUCAGUUUCCCCAUUUUGGUUUUAAGCAAGUUUCUAGCAUUUGCAGGGAAGUUUUUAAUCUUUGAGGUUCUAUUGUGUGUUUAAUACAGUGGUGCCUCGCAAGACGAAAAUAAUCCGUUCCGCGAGUCUCUUCGUCUUGCGGGUUUUUUCGUCUUGCGAAGCAAGCCCAUUAGCGGUUUAGCGGAUUAGCGCUACAGUAUUAGCGGGCUUAGCGGAUCAGGUGAUAAGCAGCUUAGCGAUCAGCUGUUAAGUGGCUUAAAGAUCAGCUGAUAAGCGCUUAACGAUCAGCUGGUAAGCGGCUUAGCGAUCAGCUGGUAAGCGGCUUAGCCAUCAGUUGAUAAGCGGUUUAGCGGCUUGGGAAAAAGGGGGGGGAGGAAAAAACCCCCGCAGGAACUCGCAAGACAUUUUCGUCUUGCGAAGCAAGCACAUAGGAAAUUCGUUUUGCGAAGCACCUCCAAAACGGAAAACCCUUUCGUCUAGCGGGUUUUCCGUCUUGCGAGGCAUUCGUCUUGCGGGGCACCACUGUACAGUACUUUGUUGGGAGCCUUCCAGAGGGGCUGGGGCAACCCAGUCAGAUGUGUGGCAUAUAAUGAAUAAAGAUGAAAUAGUAGUAGUGGUAGUUAGAACCUGAGAUACGAGGCAAAACAUACAGGCACGAUCCUUCUCGGGGGGGUUUUUGGCGAGAAACUAGCCCAUUCCACCCUUUCUGUGUUUUACUUACCCUGACCCGCCCCCGCCCCCCCCCCCCCAGUUUCCUGCAGGCACCCAUCAUAUGUGAGAUGCACUUGAGAGAGAUAUGUAUUAUAGCUGGUGUUUGUUGGGGGGGGGGGCAAGAUAGGAAUGUGUGGCCUGUGUGCAUGUGUGGUUUGCUUGAGAGGGACAUGUGAAUUAUGAGCAAGUGAGAGAGAGAGGUCUGUAGUCUGCAUGUGUGUCAUGGGACCACCUUGCGCAUUUCCCCCGCUAGUGAAUGCUCCCUGUUAUCAGACAUCCUCAGUGUGCUUGUGAGAGGGAAGGAGAACUCAAUAGUGUGUGGUCUGUACAUUCUGGACUGUGUGUUGAGAUUCCUGCAUUUAGGGGGUUGCCCUAGAUGUUCUCAAGGGUCCCUUCUUACCCCAUAGUACUAUGGUUCUAUGAAGAGAGGGCAUCUGUUCUAAUGCUUGUUCUUUUUUGUGGGAUUUAUCUUCCAGCCUUCUAGCAAAAGGAGGAGAUGGCUGUAAUGGAAAUAGCUUGCCAAGACGCUCCAGUUACUGUUGGGCACCCAAAGGAGCUUCCUACGGAUAAGGGACCGAAGGAGGUGGUGACUGAGAAAAAGAGCAGCGUUUGCAAAGUAGAGGAUCCAGAGAAAAAUGUGUUCCAGGGACCGUGGAAGAUUCUGAGCGACGUGAUUGCCAAAGGAACUGCCAAGGAAGACAGUGGGAAAGGGAGCUUAGCCUCCAUCUCCAUCAUAGCCCAGGCAGAAUGUAAGUGGGGAGCUGCAACGCUGAGUGGAUGGGGGGCUAAAAUUGGAUUGUGGCUGGGGGUGAAGCUGUAGCUGUAGCUUUCUGCAUCAAAGCCCUCUAGCAGACCUGCAGCCCCAUCAGCCCAACUAAUGGGAAACUUGUUCAGCCGACAUACCCCAUGAUUGCUGUUGCUUCACUCCCCAGCCAUUGCAGGAGGAUCCCAACUGCUGAGGUAUAAGGAGCUGGUAUGUCAGAAUAACAUUUUAUGCAAUAGUAAAUAAAAGAAACCAAACAUAUGUAACUCUUCUGGUGAUCGAAUUCUGGGAAAUACAAGUGGUUUAGUUAGAAUACCGUAGGAAAGAUCAACAAUUAUGAGGCACAAGAGAAAUCGAAGUGUUAAAACAGGGCUACUUUAUCCAUGCCCAGGAGCCUUUUUUCCACUGAGCCGUCCUCUCCUAUGCUGUAUUGUAAACUGCUCCUGAAACACUCUCCAAAUUUUGAAGCCGCUUGCGAAGCAUGUCCCUCCCUCCCCAGACACAAAUCCUAAACUUCCAUGGACAUUGAGACCAAAUAUGCAGUUAUUUGGAUUCUGGUUUGCAUAUUUUUUCAUCCAGAAUUGUGAUUCCUCCCCACAUCUCCCCAAACAGAAUACUCACAGUCCCUCUUGGUGAUCUCGUGGCUCUUUUGGGAGUUAAGUUUUGACAUCCUCCUUUGCUACAGCAAAGCUGAUUUCCAGAAGAUGGUAUGACUCUGGCAUUUCCUGCCUCACCCUGGCUUGUAUUGGCCUUGUUUGCUUUCCCUGCAGGUGAGAUUAGCCAGGAGUUCAGCCCUACGUAUUCUGAGAGGCCUUUUCUUGCUGACACCAAACGAUUCAGGUAAGGUCUCCCCUAUAACACACAGUGUGCAGAAAGAGCCACAAAUCUCAAUUGCAUUGCGGGGCGGGAACUUUGAUUCUAGAAUGCAUCUUCUACUCCAUCUUAACCCUGUAUCCUAGGAACAGGAUUUGCUUUGAAUACCCAAUAUUCACAAUGGAGUUUAUUAUAUAUGAGGCCUAGUUCUCAUGUGAUGCUGAGCCAAACAAUGGCUUCGUGUGUUUUAUGCAGGCUUGCAUGGAGAACAUGGCUCCUUUUUUCCUGCCGUCAUUUUUGCUGCACCAUGCUGAACUUAACCAUGGCUUGGCUUAGCAUGUCCUUUGAACCUGGCCUUGUGGCUCAGCUCUCUCUAGAUUAAUCACAAGCUGUAACCAAGGUUUGCUCCCAGACGACAUGCCAAGCCCAAGCUGUGGCUUAGCUGAGCACAGCAGGGCAGCACAGUACCUGGGGAAUCACACACUAAGCUGUGGUUUGGAAUAGUGUGAGGUAUGAAUGAGGCACAUGCCAAUGACUUUGAAUGCUUUAAGUAAUAGAAAGGAUAGGAAGCUGCAGAGUGGGGGAACAUCCAAGUUAUUGUGUAUUAUUUUGUACCUGAUUUCUGAUAAAAGCACAAAGUACAUGAGGUUUAGCUGAACAGUCAUCCAUUGGGUGGGGGGUAUGUGUGUAAGAAAUAAUUGCAUAUUUGUACAAAGGGUAAAAUGUCUCCUACCAAAAAAAUCCAUUUUUUGUCGCUUUUCCAUAGUUGUUGAUGGCUGUUGUGAAGCCACGGUCUCCCUUCCCACUGCUUUUUAGGGCUGCUUCUCCUUCCCAGAACGAUCCUAGCCAAUCAGAGAUCACAUGGUAAACAUGACUACACCUCUGAGGUCAAACAAGGCCAAUUCAGAAUAAGGGCAGUUCUUUCAGCAUUGCAGCUCCCUCACUCCCAGUAGACUAACACCUUUAACCCCCAAAACAUUGGUGAAAAGGAGAGAGGUGUAUUUUGUACUUUGACCAUGCAAAAUAUACAUUUUAAGAAAUGGACUUAGGUCACAUAAAUUAAAAUUAGUGUUUGUCGCACUAUUUUUGUUUGUUUGUUAAUGCAGUGUCUUGUAUAAUCCAUUGCCAGGCGUUGUACAAAAUGGAAUUCCAUUUUGUGGCCAAGAAGCUUCGUUGUUCUUAGGAUCUAGAGGUUCUUCUAACUUCUCCUUUUAUACUUCUUAGUUUUCAAUUCAGCUAGAAAAGGCCAUGUUCCGUCGCUGCCACUUUUAAACUAAAAUACCUUUGCAAUACCCUUCUCUGUGCCAGCCGGUCUUGUAGCCUCGAUCAGAUCCCCAACAAUGUGGCCUAUGCAACUGAGGGCAAAAUCGCCCCAGCCUACAGGAAAGCCAUGCAUCGUGGCAAGUCCCGGAAGAAACGGCGAAAGAAAAGAUCCCAUCUUCUGACACACAAGGAGCUGACCUCCCCACCUCACAAGCCAAGAACCCCAGAGCAGGAGAGCUGCACUCCAAUUCCAGUGCAGGUAAGGCCUUUUCUAGGUUUUCUUCCAUCAUGCCCAGGUAUAGGACUUUCUUGGGAGUAAGAACAAGUGAAAUCCCAGGCAACUGGUUUGCUGAUACCUUCCGUUAAACCCGGAAUCUGGCCCCAAAGAGUUUUGAAAUGCAUUUUUGGCCUGGCACCUAAACAUUUGAAAUAUUUUUUUCCCCAGACCCCGUCAGUGAGGCUUGCAUUUUGGGAGCAGCCCCUGCUGAGAGAAUCAUUCCCUGCUUGACGUAACUCUUUCCCCCUUUACUUCCAGGAGGAUGACUCGCCCUCGGACACCCUCUUCAGUAGUGCUUCCUGGCUUUCAAAGUCAUGCAAGGAUUUGGCCUGUGAUCUCAGCACCUUGGAGAAGCCCAAACAAGCCCUACCUGCUGGCAAGUUGGACUUGCUGAAGAACCGAGGAAAGCUAGAAUUACACAAGCUGAUCAGCCCUGCUCAGUGCCUGAGCCAUGUCUGGAAGGCCCACACACAAGACAUUUUUACCCCUCAGUCAGAGACUCCACACCCCUUCCCUUAUCGGAAGUUCCCCCUUGAUUUCUGUGGCUACAGUGACCUCUUUCCUCCCUUGAAACUCAAUCCUCUGAGGACCCAUCUCUUUGAUGACCUUUCCUGUGUGGAUGGUGAGCAACGCCUCCCAGGCCUGAGCUUGGAGCGGAGCUUCUCCAAAUGUAGCCACCAGCCUGCAGAAAGCAUCUCAGACAAGCUGUCCAUGGAAGAAUUUCUGGUGGAUGCCUUGAAGGGAAGUGUAAUCCUCGGAGAACCAAGAAACCUAGCUUGUUUAGCCAAGACCUGGAAAGGAGGUGGAUUGAGUCCAAAGGGGAUGGAUGAAAAUGAAGGGGUGCUGCUUAUAGAGGUGAGCCUUCACAAAAGCUGACGCUAGGGGUGACAAUGGCAUCUUCCUCAAGGUAGAUUCCACCAUGUUAUGGGAAGCAAGGGACCAGAGCUGCCCAUCACCUGGGACCUUGUUUAAACUUCAGAACCAGAGUUUGGGUGCUGUUUGGGUGACUGGGGAGGCCCAGCCAGAUGGGUGGGGUAUAAGUAAUAAAUUUAUUAUUAUUAUUAUUAUUAUUAUUAUUAUUCAGCACUGGUCCUGCUCACAGUAGACCCAUUGGGGUUAAUGGGCAUGACUAACUUGGGCUGAUUAAUUUCAUUGGGCCUACUCUGAGGAGGACUAAUACACGUUUGGAAAUAUUUUGUGUUACAGCCUCCUUGGAAUGUAUCACUCGAGGCUGCAAGUGAGGGCUUGCUUGCUUGAGGGCUCCCUUGUGUGGAGGACAUCACAAAAACAAACCCAGCGUGGCAAACUGUCAGGCCUAAGAGGGAAAAAAUGAGGCUACUGCCUUUUGUCCUGACGUGCUAGAUCACCACAUGCAGGGAGGUUUUGAUGAGUGGUGAUUUCCUCACAUGCUGUUUCAAGUGGGAUAGCUUAGAAAGGGCUCCAGUACGUGAUAUAUUUUUUUCAGUAGACGAGACUUCUUUUUAACGUGAUAUUAAAGCUCUUCACUGAGAUAGGAGUUAAGUGAGGAGGACAGGGACUUUGCUUUCAAGAGUACUCCAGCCCUUUAGCUGUUUUGUUCAUGCGUGAACGCUGUCAGAGUAGGUGCCUCUUCUGGCAGCUCUGAAGAAAAUUAACUGUUUGCUGUCUAGAAAAGCAGAGGGAAAGGACUGUGGGGUAUCAUUGCAUGCUCCUGAUCUUACUUGUUGGGGUAAAAGUGGAUAAAUACUCCAAUGGGAACAGUAGGAGAUGCUCACCCUUGAAGGACCCCUGCAGAAGUUUGACAAUGGGGAUGAAGGAUGUCUUUUGGGAUCAGCCUGGGCGGGGGGAAUUGCCUAUUGCUCACAGAUAAUUAAGUAAAAACUGAAGUGUGUAAGGCAGAAAAGGGCUGGAGUGGAAGCCUGGAUAUGAGAGGUUUGCUUGUAGCCCCUCUCCCAAUCUGUGCUUCAGGGGAGAUACUCAGGCAAGAACCAUCAACCACACAGGGCAAGAUAGCAUCACAUGGGCAGAGACCAGAAGUGUUCUGAUGUCCUGCAUCCACCCACAAAGUCUACAUGAUGUAGGAUUGGGGAAGAGCUGCCACUUUGGGUGACCCAUCUAACUUGGGUAUGCCCACAGAAGAGAAUGUUUCCUAUGAGGGGAAAUCGAAGCAUUUGAGGCUUUAUAGAUUGAAAAAGAAAAGGGGGGGAAAGAUAGCUGAAUUCAGAGAGUGAUACAAGAGUUUGGAAUUGUGACUGGUGUGGAGAGAGAACUUUGUUUGGCCCUCAGUAAUAACAAUGCACCCCUGAGUUGCUCAGUGAAAUUGGUUGGUGCUAGAUUUGGGAUGGACAAAAUGAAGUAUUCAUGGAACACACAGUGGGCUUCUAGAAUUCAUUAAUGCAUGAUGUGGAGAUGGCCACUUGGUUAAAUAGUUUCCAAAAGAAUUAGUCUAAUUCACAGCUGUGUGAUUUUAGGAUUUAAACAAUGCAGUGUAUGCCUGAAUAACACUUGCUAACAGGAACAUCACUGGGGAUGGCAUUGCCUCUGGGCCUUGUUUGUAGGGUUCCCAAGAUUACCUGGCUGUUAGAAGCUGGAUGAUGCCCUAGAUGGACCUUUUGGUCUUACCUGGUCAUGCAGUAUUCUUUACGUGCUUUAAAGCACUUUUAAUUUUUAAAGGAAAGUUAGUGGGAACAGUUACUCAGAAAAGUUCGGAAAUCUUUCCGUGUGUGUGGUGGUGGUGGUAUAAACUGCAGGAAUCUGUCAUUGCAAACAAUUUGAGCAAGAUCCUUUUCGUAGCUAGAAGGGAGCUGGAUAUUUAUUUUCCCCAGUUGAAGGUGUGGUCUCUGCUUCAUUUUUUGAAGACCUGUGUUGCUUUCUGAAAGGUAUGGUUCUGCUGUGCAUCUAUUCAGCGAUUGAGCUAGAAGGUCUUUGGUUUUUAGCAGUGCAUAUUCUGUGCAUUUGUCAUCCACAAACCAGCCCAAAGGGGACUUGCUCCUCUGGUUUAUUUCAUAUGUAUAAAAUCAGUGUUCAACAAAAUCAUAGAGUUGGAAGGGACUUUGAGGAUCAUCUAGUCCAGUGGUUCUCAACCUGUGGGUCCCCAGAUGUUGUUGGACUACAACUCCCAUCAUCCCUGAGCUCUGGCCUUGCUAGCCAGGGGUGAUGGGAGUUGUAGUUAAACAACAUCUGGGGACCCACAGGUUGAGAAAGGCUGAUUCUAGUCCAACCCCCUGCAAGGCAGGUAUAUGCAGCUGUCCUAUAUGGGGCUCAAACCUGCAACCUUGGCAUUAUCAGCACUACGCUCCAACCAGCUGAGCUAUGGGGGAAGGAAAGUGAUCACAUGGCAUGAAUACACAGCAUUGGAACAAUCCUUCUCCUGCAUUCAAUGGGCAAGCUUAGGGACAGAUAGCAGACAUCUCAAAAUACUUUGGAAGCAGGGCUCCUCAAGAGUGGUUUUAAGGUACUGCAUUUUGCGGGGGGUGGGGGGUGUUGAGCCUCCAGAAGGGUGUGACGCGCCAUGCUGGUGUGGCAGGAAGAUUCAGGGACAACCGGAAACAGUAUUCACAGCUUUCUUUGAGAGCAUUGGCUAUUCUACCGUUCUCCAUAACAUAUUGGUGUGAACAGGGAUUUUCAACUCAUCAUAAAAAAAGAAAACGCUUAUUUGUGUUGGUGAGAAGAUGAGAGUUUGUUUGUCUCAGAUAAGACCUAACAUAAAUGAGAUUAGCCAGCAAAAGCAAGCUUAAACCUCUCAUUGAGCCUGUAUGUAAGAGGCUUGUUUAUAACUACAUUUUUGGAAUGACCCAUAGUCUUAGGUAGCUGCAUAAAAGAGGUCCCAUUAUCAUAUUAUAAAGUAGUUAUGUUCUGUGCUGUGGAUUAAGCACUGCUUGGAGUUGUUUCCUUUUGUUUACCAAUGUAUUUCUUGUCAAUGAAAAAGUUGGUGUGGCACGAGCAAAUUUUUAUCCUGAAAGUGUGGCCCGGAAAAAAGAGUUUGAGAACCACUGCUCCAGAACUUCUGGUGGAAGAGGGAAAACCUGUAGACGUUUGGGCAGUUUCUUGGGUUAAAUGACUUUAGCUAAACAGGCUGGCUCAGAAGUGGCUGUAUCCCUGUACUCCUGUCACUGCCGUUGGCAGUUCUUCCCCCUUUCCUUGACCCCUGUUCCUUAUCAUACUGCUCUUGCCAUCCCUCAGAAACUGAAAGCCGUGGAUUAUGAGUAUCGCGAAGGCGUCCACUGGACCAAAUGUCCAGGCUUGCUUGGCACAGGAUCUUUUGGUGAAGUGUACAAAAUGGAGGACAAGCAGACGGGCUUUCAGUGUGCUGCCAAAAAGGUAUGCAAAUGCCCCGAACCCAGUUCUGCCCGAGGCAAGGGAAAGCGAAAUCAAAAGGGGAACUGAAAGCUCCUUUCCUUUCUGCUGGAGCUGCUGAGGGCUGGGGCUGGAGCAGUCGCUUUGCUGCAACUUGUUUGUGGCUGAUCUCAAGGUCAAGGCGGAAGGCGUUGCCCUGGAGACACCGGGCGGUGGAAUCUCCUGCCGUGCGUGGGUGUUGGGUGCAGCAAGCUAUGUGGGGAGGGUUGCUCUUGCACAAAGUCCAAACUGAUAGCCUUGAUUUCUCUUGAGAGCAACUGGUGGCAGAGACAAUAUUUUAAACGACAGAAGUGCUAAAUAGCAGCAGCAGAGAAUUCUCUCUCCCCCCGCCCCUGCCGACAAGUUUGCUUUUUUUGGUUUUACAUAUUAAAAUUUACAUUCUUACCUUACAUUGACUGGGAUUCCCACAAAUCCCUGGACUUCCCUCCUCCCCUCCAUGGGUCCCAUUAUUGAACCUUUUCUACUGCAUCUUUUUAAAAAUAAUCCCAAUUUUUAUAUCUUUAUAUCAUCCAUAGUUCUCAUUACAUUACAAGUGUUAUUGCAAUCCCACUAAUGAUUUUAACUGUUUACAGUGUUCUCCAGGGUAAGUUAAAAGUUUCCCCCAUUCUUUAUUAAAGUUUUGGUCUUCCUGAUUUCUGAUUUUUCUGGUCAUUUUUGCCAUUUCGGCAGAGUCCAUCAACUUAGUCUGCCAUUCUUCUCCAACAGGGACUUUUAUCUUCUUUCCAUCUCUGAGCUAGUAACAUCCACGCAGCUAUUGUCGCAUAUAUAAACAGUCUCUUCUGUUUUUAGAGAAUUCUUUAAUCUGACAAUUGAAGCUGUAAUUUUCCUGCACAGUGUUCACAGAAUCAUAGGGUUGGAAGGGAGCCCGGGGGCCACCUAGUCCAAUCUCCUGCAUUGCAGGAAACCUGCCAUAGAUGUCCCUGGGUGGGCUCGAACUGCCAACCUUUCGGUUAGCAGCCAGACGCACUGACCCAUUGGGGUUGCAGGGAGGGCAGUGGUGGUGAUUUGUAGGGGAAUUCUUGCAGCAAUUUGAUUGUACAGCCCUCAUAUGAUACUGGUGUAGCUUAAAGGUAAAAGGUAAAGGUACCCCUGCCCGUACGGGCCAGUCUUGACAGACUCUAGGGUUGUGCGCUCAUCUCACUCUAUAGGCCGGGAGCCAGCGCUGUCCGCAGACACUUCCAGGUCACGUGGCCAGCGUGACGAAGCUGCUUCUGGCGAGCCAGCGCAGCACACGGAACGCCGUUUACCUUCCCGCUAGUAAGCGGUCCCUAUUUAUCUACUUGCACCCGAAGGUGCUUUCGAACUGCUAGGUUGGCAGGCGCUGGGACCGAGUGAUGGGAGUGCACCCCGCCGCGGGGAUUCGAACCGCCGACCUUUCGAUCGGCAAGUCCUAGGCGCUGAGGCUUUAACCCGCAGCACCACCCGCGUCCCUUUCUGGUGUAGCUUAGCCGACCUAUUUGUCUCCUGUCCUUUCCACAAUGCACGUGCUUCUCGGGUGAUCUCCCAUGGAGAUACUCUCCAGACCCCAGGCUAUUCAGCUCCAGCCACAGAACUGCUUCGUUCAUCUUCACAUCGUGAUCACUGCUGUUAACAGUGAUCCAGAGAAGCCCGGCUGGGGAGCUCGGGUGACAGAGCUGUAUUUCCCUGGUGUGCCUAUAUUUGGAGGCACUUCCAGUAGGCUGAAGUCUCCGAUUAUGUGCCUCCUCCUUACUCGAUAUAUCCCUCCCCAUUCUGAACUCUCCUCCUCCUCCUUCCCCGCAGUCUCAUGUUCUGAUCUAAACCCACUUCGGCUAUCGUUCAGCAGCCAAACACGCCAGUGACUCAUAUUUUCCUCCUUAUCUUCAGCAAGCUCUGCACUUGGCCAGACGAUAUACCAUCUGCUUUCUCUUUAGCUCUACUCUUGGCCUUAGCUGCAGUUGCUUAAAAAAACCCCACACACAACCAGGCUACAUUUUGAACGCUUGUGUUGAAGGGAAAAAAGUAACCCGAUACUGCCUCAACAUGUGCCAUGAGACUCCCCUGUAGAUUCCUCCUUGCUUGCCAUUUUUGUGGCUCAGAGAGUUUAUUAUUUGCUACAUCCCUGCAACAACAGUCUGGUGGGCUGGGGCACAUCAGUCGGUGGACUUUAGCUCUGCCGCCGCCACAGCCACCCUGCGCUCUCAUGGUCAAUGCUCACAGCCCUUUCUUUCCCUGGGCUCUCUUUAUGGACAUGGGUGGUGCUGUGGUCUAAACCACUGAGCCUCUUGGGCUUGACAAUCAGAAGGAUGACGGUUUGAAUCUCCACGGCGGGGUGAGCUCCCGUUGCUCGGUCCCAGCUCCUGCCAACCUAGCAGUUUGAAAGCAUGGCAGUGCAAGUAGAUAAAUAGUUACCACUGCGGCGGGAACGUAAAUGGCAUUUCCGUGUGCUCUGGCUUCUGUCGCUGUGUCCUGUUGCACCAGAAGUGGUUUAGUCAUGUUGGCCACAUGACCCAGAAAGCUGUCUGUGGACAAAGCAAGAUGAGCGCUGCACCCCAUAGUCACCUUUGACUGGACUUAACCAUCCCGGGGACCUUUACCUUUACCUUUACCUUUGCCUUAUGGUUUUCAUGAACCCCUCUGUCAUCUCGGCUCCUCCUUUCCCUGUCUCCAGGCCUCCUCUGGCAGCUGUUUCCUCAAGUUCCGCAUUUCAGGCCCUUGUCACCUGCGGCCUGCUUCCUUCUGCCAACCUGACUCUCCCUUAACUAACUUGUCGGCCAUCUCCACCCACAACACACACACUUUUAGACCUAAGUAAGCCUUCUGUUUCCAGCUCUCCACCCCCAGAGGUAGACACCGUUGUUUUCUAAUUAAAGUGGUACCUUGGCUCUCGAACGUAAUCCAUUCUGGGAGUCCAUUCGACUCCCAAAACGGUUCAAAAACCAAGGUGUGGCUUCCAAUUGGCUGCAGGAGCUUCCUGCACUCAAGCGGAAGCUGUGUCGGACGUUCAGCUUCUGAAAACGUGUGCAAACCAUAUCACUUCUGGGUUUGCAGUGUUCGGGAGCCAAUUUGUUUGAGUACCAAGCCCUUCUGGAAGCAAGGUACCACUGAACAUAGAGUGAACCCUCCUGCCAUCUUGCUCUCUUCAAUCCAGGUGCGGGUCGAAAACUUCCGUGCAGAGGAGCUGAUGGCAUGCACUGGAGGGGUGCAUGCCAAAGUCCUCCCGUUAUACGGAGCGGUGAAGGAGGGCCUGUGGAUUACUCUCUUCAUGAAGCUAAUGGAAGGUAGGUGUUCAAGGACAAGAGAAAUGGAGCCCUGUGUGAGCAGCAACAGCAGCAAUUUGCAGCUUACUGCACGGGCAAAGUACAGUGGUACCUCAGGUUACAUACGCUUCAGGUUACAGACUCCGCUAACCCAGAAAUAGUGCUUCAGGUUAAGAACUUUGCUUCAGGAUGAGAACAGAAAUCGUGCUCUGGUGGCGCAGCUGCAGCAGGAGGCCCCAUUAGCUAAAGUGGUGCUUCAGGUUAAGAACAGUUUCAGGUUAAGAAUGGACCUCCAGAACGAAUUAAGUUCUUAACCCGAGGUACCAUUGUAAUGAGACCUGGCAUGGAAAUAAUUUGGGGGACCAGCAGAGCGGCUAAGCAUGGUUAAGUUUCAUCUGGCGAGUUCCACUAUGACUAUGCGCGUGUCAGGGACUGGACAGAGGAGGAAUGGUGGGAACCGCCUCCCCAUCCUGGCCCUUCCAGAGAAGGGGAGGACAGUAUAGAUUUACAACAUUGGUUUGCGGGAGGUCAUAACUCAGAGGCACACGAGGGGAAAAGCUGGGAAAUAAUGAGAGAGGAGCAGGAAGCCGCAGUAGCAGCAGGGGGGUGGCGUGACAGCUGACGGACUCAGUAUCUUUAGAAAGCAUUCCAGACCCCCCUUCUCCCAGAACCCGGUGGGCAUUGAAAGUAGGAGAGCAGAGAGCUCAGAGGCAGAAAGCACAGAUCAGCCAUCAUAGGGAUGACGUAUAAUGAGAGAGAUGGAGGGUGGGUUUCCACUCAGAGCAACACCAUUACUCCUAGAGGGAGCAUUUCUAAGCCUCUCUAUGUGAAUAUUGAAUAAAAGACUUGGUAAGAGCUUCUUGACUAUUACCGGCAGCCUGCUGUGGGGGAGAGGAUUGGAUUCCCUGAAGCCUGACAGUGCGCCACUUUUUAGAGGGAAAAGUGGGAUACAGAGGGAAUAAAUAAAAUAACAGCAAUUCUUCCUUGCAGGUGGGUCCCUUGGCCAGCUCCUGAAGCAACGCGGUUACCUGCCGGAGGACCGAGCUCUUGAUUAUCUAGGCCAAGCGCUGGAAGGCCUGGAGUACCUUCAUGCUCACAGCAUUCUCCACGGAGAUGUGAAAGGUACGUACCUUGUUGGUGAACUGGCUUCUGGGUAGCAGAGAGCUGGCCUUCCCUCAGUGGAUUGGCUCUCUUGCAGCUCUUGAGAGGGUGGAGAGCAGGGUUUUGACAUGGUUCUCGCUGAGGUUGCCCACCUGUCUGGCUUUGCCAUUUCUGACAUGGUUGAUAAGAAUUCUCCACCCCGCAAACGACACAUCAAGGAGAAGGAUUUCUCGCUUAGCCUUCUUCCAGUGGCGCUAGUUUCUGCCGCUGUGGAAGGUCGUGCGGAGGAAGAGUCAGUCCUGCGAUUUUCCACUCCUGCUCUAAAGCAGCACGGAUGAGACACGGGUUUCUCAUCUGAAAAAAGAACCAGGCCUUGUUGUUACUCAAAGCUUGAAUCCUUCUUGUCCCUUACCUUUCCCGCCCCGACCUGGCCACAGUGAUCCAUGUGACGGUCAUCUCCAGGCUUGACUACUGUAAUUCGCUCUACACGGGGCUGCCCUUGAAGCUGUCCCAGAAACUCCAGCGGGUGCAGAAUGCAGCAGCGAGUCUCUGCCAUGGGAGCAUAUUCACCCAGUGCUUUUCCAGCCGGACUGGCUCCCGGUGGAGUACAGGGUCAGAUUUAAGGUGCUGGUUUUGACCUUUAAAGCCCUUCACGGCCUAGGACCCUCGUACCUACGGGACCGCCUCUCCCGGUAUGCCCCACGGAGAGCCUCAAGGUCCAUAAAUAGCAACACCCUAGUGGUCCCGGGCCCUAAGGAAGUUAGAUUGGCUUCAGCCAGAGCCAGGGCCUUUUCAACACUGGUUCCGGCCUGGUGGAACGCUCUGCCUCAUGAGACCAGGGCCCUACAGGAUCUGAUUUCUUUCUGCAGGGCCUGUAAGACAGAGUUGUUCCCCCUGGCCUUUGGCUUGGAGCCAAUUUGAUUCCCUCCCCCUCUUUUCUUUUUUCUUUUUCCUUUCUCCUCCUGUGAUGAGGCUGCAUUUUAAUAUUUUAAUGUUUCAAUAUUUUAAUUGUAUUUUAAUCUUGUUUUUAAGUUGUAUUCAUUCAACUUGUUUUUAUUAUUGCUUGUUAGCCGCCCUGAGCCCGGCCUUGGCUGGGGAGGGUGGGGUAUAAAAAAAAAUUAUUAUUAUCAUUAUUAUUAUUAUUAUUAUUAUUAUUGGGAUGCGCCUGGAUCUCGAUGGCAGGCAAACCAUUGUGACCUUUUCCUUGCCAGCUGACAACAUCCUCUUGUCCAGCGACAGAAGCCACGCUGUCCUCUGUGAUUUUGGUCACGCAGCUCACCUUCACCCGGAUGGCAUGGGGAAGCAUUUGAUGACAGGUUAGUUACGGUCAGUUCAGCAAAAGGUCGAGGAUACGCCCCGAGCCUAUGUUUAGGCUGCUUCACAUGCUUUCAUUUAAAUGCCCUUAGCCUGCCUUGUAAUAAAAAUCAUGGAGGUGUGCCCGCUCUGCCCGCUGCCAGUCCCGCGUGAGAUAUGCCACCACCCAGCCUCUGCACUCCCCUCUACUUCCCCUGGCAUUAUAUUUAGGCAUCAAUGGGGUUCUAUGUAAUCCGUGCCGAAUAGAUAAAUUUCUGCGCCCAGGGGGGUCUAUAUUCUGUGCCAAGAAACCUAGGGGUUCGUAGCUUGUAUAAAUUAUGCAAAUUGAGUUUUUCUGCAUAGUUUUAUUUUGGUUUUGCCAGCCCCAAAAGGGCAAGGGCAUUGAAGGCCCACCUCCCAAGCACUGAUGAUCUUACUCAGUCGUCCCUCUAGCUUCUGAGAUUUCAGGAGCAGUCAUUAUAUGUAUGCUUUCAAACAUAUCCAUGUGAACAUAAGCGGUAGAUAAUGGCUUUUCUUAAAAUGAAACAAAGCAAUAAUGCUUAGCAUUUAUGUGUUGUUGUUUUGAAUGUUCAAAGUGUCUUCCAUGCCCUAUGUUAUUAUAAAGCCGAGAACCAAUCAAGUAGGGGUGGGAUCCAGUGCUAGGUCUUACGGAGGAGACCAUGGGUCACCAACCUUUUUGGACUAAUGGGCACUUUUCAGAUUUUGAGAGUGCUGGGGUUGCCAGUCACAAAACAGCUGCAUAACACAAACUUAGAGAGACAUACACGCUUGACAGCCUUGUGUUUACCAUGGGAAGUCAGCUAUGUCCUGCUGGUGGAGAUCAUGGAAUCCUGGCCCCCCAAAUGGAAAAUGAGCGAGGUCUCAACCCAAGAAGAAUGGCAGCGUAAGUUGACAGAAUAUGCACAACUUCCAGAUUUAACAUACAGAAUAAGAACAAGAAGAACAUACGUUUCAAGAAAAUUGGAAAACGUUAAUUGAAUAUUUGGGAAAUAAUUGUAUGCAGCUGAAAAUGCUGGCAGCAUUAAGAUACAUUCAACAGUGUAAACAUGUUUUGAUGGAUACAGUAAUGGAAUACUGAAUGGUACAGUUUUUGUAAAAUAUGCAGGAUUGAUGAUCUGUAAAAUGAACCAUGGAAAGAGAAGAAGGGAAGUCAUUGAUAUCUUAAGGAUGUAAAAUGAGUAUUUCAAAUUGUAAAAUAGAAAAUUUAAUAAAUUUAAUAAAAAUAAUUUUAUUAAAUUUUCAAUUUUACAAUUUAAAACACUCAUUUUACAUCUUUAUGACAUAUCUAUAUCUAUCUAUCUAAGAGAUCAUGCAAUCCUGAUUACACACAAACAUCUGUAUCCUUGCAACAUCCCUGCCAGAUAGAUUAGGCCAAGAUAGUGUGAUUUGGCCAAGGGCUCCCUGUGUUUCAUAAGUGAGCAGAGAUUUUCGCCCAGGUCCUCCACCCACUGUUGUUGCAUAAUAAUAAUAAUAAUAAUAAUAAUAAUAAUAUACCGCCCUAUACCUGCAGGUCUUGGGGCAGUUCACAGGAUGAAAUCACAAUAUAAAAACACAAAACACAUAACUAAAACAAAAACAACCCAAUACAUUUAAAAAGGGCAUUGGAUGCCUGGUUAAAGAGGAAUGUUUUUGCCUGGUGUCUAAAGGUGGAUAAUGAAGCACCAGGCGAGUCUCUCUGGGGAGAGCAUUCCACAAACAGAGUCUAGUCCAGCCUCGAGUCUGCUAUACUACCCCAGGUCUCCUGUUUGGGUCCAAACUGCUACCCUUUCCCCUUUAAGAACCGCCUGUGUAUGGGCUGCUUCUGCACAAGACCUUAGAGAGCAGAUCUCCUCCAUUGCAUUUCCAGGGGAUUAUGUUCCUGGCACAGAGACCCACCUGGCCCCCGAGGUGGUGAUGGGGAAGCGCUGCGACUCCAAGGCAGACGUCUGGAGCAGCUGCUGCAUGAUGCUGCAUCUCUUGAACGGCUGCCACCCCUGGACCCAGUACUACAACCACCCUCUGUGCCUCAAGGUCAGUUGCAUUUUUGCAGACAUGCAGGUGGGCUGGCCUGAUUUAGUCAGGGCGCAUUGGCAUUUGGAAGGACGAACUCCCUUCCAUCUUCAGGUAUGGUGUGCACGGCUGCUGAUCCAGGAAAGGGUGUCGUGGAGGGGAAGAGGGAUUGAUGGAUAAAUAAUAGAGAAAAACACUUUGGAGAGGUGAGCAGUGCCUUUCCUUGAAGGACCUCCCAGGUCCAUCAAUGGUGGAAGGAAGCAGAAGAGGGCAUUCCAGGGCGCGGCUGUAACUUCCCUCUGGGGCUGCUUAUGGCAAACGGUUUCUUCAGCUUCUCUGCAGUCUCACUGUGAUGCUGUAGUUUUAUCCUCUGUUCCUCUAUAGUGGGUAAGUCUAUCUUUCCAUCUUUGUGCAUAUAAUGGUUUCGCCACUACACAGUCAUACCUCGAGUUACAGACGCUUCAGGUUGCGUUUUUUCGGGUUACGGAUGCGCUGAAACCCGGAAGUACUGGAACGGGUUACUUCUGGGUUUCGACGGUCACGCAUGCACAGAAGCGUUGAAUCGCAACCCGCAUGUGUGCAGACGCGGCGCUGCGGGUUGCGAAUGUGCCUUCCACACGGAUCACGUUCACAACCCGAGCAUACACUAAUUUAUUGGGGUAAUCUUCCAUAGUCCUUUUCCAGAUGUGUCCAUUAACCCUAAAAGAAAGACUUCUGGCUUACAGUUAAUAUUAACCUUUAAAAUCUGCUGUACAGUCAAACCUCGGUUCCCAAACGCCUCUGUUCAGGAAUGGUUUGGCUCCCGAAAACCCGGAAGUAAGUGUUCCGGUUUACGAACAUUUUUCUGAAACCGAGCGUACGACGCGGCUUCCACUUGAGUGCAGGAAGCUCCUGCAGCCAAUCGGAAGCCGCGCCUCGGUUGUAGAACAUUUCAGAAUGGGCUUCCGGAAUGGAUUACAUUUGACAAGCGAGGUUUGACUGUGUCAGCGUACGUAUUUGUAUCCAAUAUUUUUUAGCCUUUUUACAUGUCCACCACAGCAUGGCAAAAUGUCCCUUUGUGUCCUUGGCACUUCCAGCAAACAUUUGAAAUACAUUUGUACAUUGCAAAUAGUUUCUCAGGUGUAAUAAACCAACGGUACAUCAUCUUCUAUUAAAAAAACCCUCUUUAGGAUCAUGUGGAUAACCUGACCCGUCUAACAGACCUGCCUCCUUCUCCUCUGGUAAACAUUGCCGCUUCUGACACCUGACGUUUCCCCGCAUUUUCUGUAUUGCAGAUCGCCAAAGAGCCGCCUCCACUGAGAGAAAUCCCACCCUCCUGCCACCCAUCCACCGCCCAUCUCAUCAAGGCGGGUCUUGAGAAGGAUCCGGCCCGACGGGCCUCUGCAGCGGAGCUGAGGGUGAAAGCCUGUGCGGCCCUUGAAAAGGGUGAGGAUUUCCUACAGCUAUUAAACAAGUGGCGGAUUACCAGAGCCCAACACCUCGCUGGUGACAAAAAGCUGCUUGCGGCAUGCGACGUGCUUUAUUUGCUGCCGCUGCUGCCAAAUGCUUGUUGUGUUGGCUUUAAUAGGACUACUUGGCUGUUGGCACUCGGCAGAUCCGGUUCUUGUGCUGUGAGUUAAAAUGAUAAUAAUAAUAAUAAAUUUUUAUUUGUACCCCACUCUCCCCAGCUGGAGCCGGGCUCAGAGUGGCUAGCAUAUAAAUAAUGCAGUAUGCAUAAAAACAAGCAAUCAAUCGAUUAAAAAGCAUCCCAAAUAAAUUAAAGUUAAAACUGGACAAAUGACAACCCUCAGGUUAAAAUUGAAAGCAGUUAAUACUCGCCAGGACCAACUGUUUCCACUGAUAUUAUAAGGACCUGUGAGCAGGCUGGGAAACCUCCUUUGUGCUUGUUCUUAUACAAAGAGAAAAUGAGUCAGACUGAACCCUGACCAAAGGCCUGGUGGAACAGCUCCGUCUUGCAGGCCCUGCGGAAGGAGGUCAAAUCUCGCAGGCCCCUGGUCUCUUGUGAGAGAGCGUUCCACCAGGCCAGGUCCAUGGAUGAAAAGGCCCUGGCUCUGAUCGAGGCCAGUCUAAUCUCCCUGGGGCCCAGAAUCUUCAGGGUGUUGCAGACCGUAAGGUCCUCCAUGGGACAUACCAGGAGAGGCGGUCCCCAAGUGCUGCCGUCAUCUGUGAGUGAGGGUGGGUGUCCCCCAUCAAUCACAGAACACUUGGGUUUUUGACUGUCCUUAAAUUUUGAAUCCACAGUUGAUUGUGUUCCGCAUGUCAAGCAUAUUGGGCCCAAUUCGGCAACCCUUGUUUCGCGCAUUCCCGCCAGACAGCAGGGAGUGUGCCUUUAUUUUCAAAAUGCUGUUCCCUGCCGUAACGAAUCACAGGCAACUUUUACAACUUGGGCUUUCGGUGGUGUAGCGAAUGGGAAGGCUGAUGUUUUGAGGCAGGUUAAAAAGACUGCCUUUGGCCAGGUACGGCAGCUACAACAGGUAUAAUUUAGCCGCAGGAAUUCCAGGCGUUUGUAACCUGUUUGCUUUAACACACUGUGUGUGGCAGGUGAGGCCAGAGGCAAAGGUGGGAAGAGCUGUGGGUGUAAUUCUUGCCUUUCUACCAUAGGGUAACUUCUAAACACACACACUAACACACCUCCAUCCAGACAAGCCAGAGCCACCAGAUGUCAAGGACAAAUUGCAGCUAGGAAAAAAACACUUGGGGGUAAAACAGGACCAGGGAAGGGUGUGGGCUGGGGAAAGUUCCAGGGGCCAGGCAGAGAAAUCUGGGGGCCUCAUUUGGCCCUCGGUCUUGAGGUCACAAACACACACACCACACACUCCCUGCUGCUGGGUAAAGCUUCAAAUGAUCAUCCCAUCAAUGCAUCCUUUUUCUUCACUUAAUGGGAGUCACAUGGAAUUCAAAAGAAACGAAACCUUCUGGGUGAUUCCGCUCCAGCAAGUGCUCCUUUCUCUUCCUCGGACCUAACAUUUCCCCUUCGCUUUGCAGUGGGAGGCCUGAAGAGCCCCUGGAAAGGAGAAUACAGACAACCCCGAAGCCUACAGUUGGCCCCAGUGCCUAGUCUCCCAGACCCACCGCUGCCAAUCCCGGAGCCUCCCGAAUGCCGCACCCUCCCACUUCCCCGCCACGGUCUGGCCGAGAAGGCGCAGUUCAUCCCUCUGAGCACGUGCAAGGAACUAAUGCAGCCGUGCGACUCUCUGCAGCUCUGCUUCCUGCCUCCUCUCAGCGCCAAGAGGGGCAGUUUGACGGACUGGAGAACCACGUCCUUUGAACUUGAGCUUCAGCAGCUGGAGUUUGGUAAUGACCGAACUGCGCUUCUCGUCUUUCUCUCUGGAAAUGUGCCUUUAUUCGUCAUCUUGCUCUCAAGUCUCCUGCCUAGCGAGUUCUUUGUGUGCAGCUCUGCUGCCCCAGAGUUGAAGGGUUGUACAUAUAGGGCAGUACUACCUGCUUCCUGUUGGUUGGUUGGAGGACCAGGCAAGGAAGGGUUGUGUGCUUAAAAGAUAAAAAGGAGGGAUGGAAUUACAUCUAUGCACAGCGCCGAUGUAUCUUGUGCCUGGGUGGUUGUAGCAGAAUAGAAAGAAGCAUGGAUAAGAUGGGAUAUAGCGAUUUAAAAGAACAAACACCGAAUAUCUCCAUUUUCAAGGUUAAAACAAUAAAUUGGGCUCCUUUUGGCUUCAUGCAGGUAUUGAAAAGGGAAUCUUUGUUGAAUUCCAAUAUCUUGUCAAUGGCACAUUGCUAAAUUUUAUUGAAGCGGGGGCGAGGGUUUUUCAGAAGGAUAGGGUUCCUUCCCCAUCUUGUUUCCGGUAGGAGAAGUGUUAUCUGCGCUUCUCCAGCUGCUCUUUAUGCCCCAUGUCAUUUCCAUUGCUUUCUUGAUUUAGUUCAGCCCAACCUGCCAUGACUCAUUCAUUGCCAUUUUGGGUUUAGGACGAUUUGCAUCUGGUAUAGCUGAUUUCCACAGCGCCUUUUUUAUAUUGCCGGGAUCAUUGCUCUUGUCUUUCUCUGUACCUUUAUGGAGCCUCAGUGUAUUGAGUCUUCUUUCAAAUCCAUGUAGAAUAAAUCCUAUCAUGAUUUUUAAAAUAUAUACAGUCGUACCUUGGAUCCCGAACGCCUCGUGAGUCGAAUGCUUAGGCUCCUGAACGCCGCAAACCUGGAAGUGAGUGUUCCGGUUUGCAAAUGUUAUUUGGAACACAAACGUCCGACGCGGCUUCCUGCAGCCAAUCGGAAGCCGUGCUUUGGUUUCUGAAUGUUUUGGAAGUCAAACAGACUUCUAGAACGGAUUCCGUUCGACUUCCGAGGUACCACUGUAUAUGAAAAAGAACACUGAAUAGGCUUCCAUGAAGGAAACAGAAUAUGCUUGUUUUUUUAAAACAGGCAUAGGCAAACUCCUAUUGUUGUUUUAAAGCAGGCAUAGGCAAACUCCAGCCCUCCAGAUAUUUGGGACUAUAAUUCCCAUCAUGCCUAGCUAACAGGACCCAUGGUCAGGGGUGAUGGGAAUUGUCGUCCCAAACAUCUGGAGGGCUGGAGUUUGCCUAUGUCUGUUUUAAAACAAGCACUUUUUUUCAUGGUUUGAGCUUUGUGGACUCAGUCCUUUCACAUAAGAACCAUCUGGUUCAUGGUUGAAUUAUCUGUUACGACCGUAGGCUGAUGUCUCCUAACAUAAGUGGUGCCAAGCGGCUGUGAAAAGCAGCAUGGUGAGGCUGCAGUCUUAAGCAGAGAAGCUGUGUGGGGAGGGGUUGCUGAACCCUUCCUCCACCCACCAUUUCCCCUCCAGGUGGCCUUAUAUCUGGACUUUGAUUCCUAGCUCAGUGCAGCUCAUGUUCUGAGCUGCCAGUUGUCACUAUAACACGUUGAUUUUAUUUAUUGAGAACCUUGCUCAGGUCUUUCAAUGCAAGCCUAUUGGUGAGGCGCUGUGUAAAUGAGGCAACACCAAAUGGGCUGAAAGAGUGAGAUACUGAUUAGCAGGAGGAGCUUUUAUGGAGCAUUUGAAAUGAGAAAGGCUGUGCUGAAGAGAGCGGGAGGUUAGGGAGUUAAAUGGUGAUAAAAAUAUGCACAGGGUUUGUUUAAAACUGCAUUGAUUACUUGGCAAAUGUGUUCAAAAAUUAGUCAAAUGUAGUUCUCUGAAAAAUGGGGCAGAGCUGCAUAGCACGACCCCACUUGUCAUGGGGGGGCGCAAAUCUGGAACUUGCUGAGGGCCAGGGGUGAUUGGGGGAUGAUCUGUUUUCAUUGUAGCCUGUUUCCUUUCCCACAGAGCUGAUUCGAAACAGCCUGUCUCAGCCCUUCUCUCUGGAGGAGCAGGAACAGAUGCUGUUGUGCCUCAGCUUGGACAGUGCUCUCCCGUCAGACGCCAGUGAGAAGGCAAGUACAGGAGGACAAGCAGGAGGGACCCAUGACUGCUUGCAUUGUGCCGGGAUGCGGGUGGCGCUGUGGUCUAAACCCCUGAGCCUCUUGGGCUUGCCGAUCAGAAGGUCGGCAGUUGGAAUCCCCGUGAUGGAGUGAGCUCCCGUUGCUCGGUCCCAGCUCCUGCCAACCUAGCAGUUCGAAAGCACACCAGUGCAAGUAGAUAAAUAGGUACUGCUGUGGCGGGAAGGUAAAUGGCGUUUCCAUGCACUCUGGUUUCACUCUGGCACUCAUGGUCCUCCAUGCACCAGAAGCGGUUUAGCCAUGCUGGCCACAUGACCCGGAAAGCUGUCUGUGGACAAAGGCCGGCUCCCUCGGCCUGAAAGUGAGAUGAGAGCCGCACCCCAUAGUCGCCUUUGACUGGACUUAACCGUCCAGGGGUCCUUUACCUUUACCUUUUUCCUUGCAUUGUGCCAAUUACCUGAUUUGGUCCCGGAAGCAUCUCCUGCCUCUGAGCUGUGAAAACCUUUUAGCGUGUGGCCCAGAAAGAAAUUGGGACGGGUGCCAGAGAUUUCACUUCUUCUUGGUGUACAUUUUAAUGUAUUUUUAAUCUUUGUUGGAAGCUGCCCAGAGUGGCUGGGGUACAAAUAAAAUAUUAUUAUUAUUAUUAUUAUUAUUAUUAUUAUUCAGGGCUCCCAGGUCCUGCUUGUGAGCUUCCUAUAGAUAUUAGCAGGUGCCUCUUUUUCUCUUCAUACUGUUCCGGUAGUGAGAGAAGUGCCAGAUUCUAUGUCUUGUCCAGGUUUCCAGUCCUUUGGACAUGCCUGGGAGGGAGGCUACCUGAAGUUAAGAAGUGACCCCCAUACCGUGGGGCAUUGGAAACUAGACACUGCAUGUGUGCCUGCGGAAGAAUGACAUUGCUAUCGCUUUCUGUUUCUCUAGGACUCAUUGAAAACAUCUCAGAGCCUGAAGGAAACCAUGAGUUCUGGAGUGGGUUCGUGGAGCAGCCAAACAGAUGGGCAGAGCAACAGCUGGAACAGCUGGCUGCAUCUCAGCAGGAAUACAGAUAUGCCCACCUACUUUGAUGGUAGGUUCUGUUCUCGGUCCAUACGGUACUAAGCAAGCCAGAGGCCAAAUGGCUUCUUCUGCAUUUGCUUGCCAAAGGCACUAUUGUGUUAAACUGUUCCAUUUUGUGGUGUGUUUCAUUGGCACAUGAAUUACUAAUUGCUAAUUAGACCAUGUAAUCAUUACUAAUAAACCAGUAAACACUAGAAUUGGCAGCAAAAUUCGUUUUACAUCGAAUACCAGGAUAUAGUUGGCUGCCUUGCAUUUCUCUUUUUUAUGAUUUUCAAUUUUAUACCUUUCAGUAAUUUUACAAUCAUUUUGACAUUUCCUUCCCCCUCUUUCUGCGGUUCCUUAAAUUAAUUUUUUUAUAUUUUCUGCAUAUUCCACAUGAACUUAAUCAUUUAUUCAUGUACUUUAAAUACAUACUCUUAUAAAAAAACUGCAGAUUAUGACAAUAAUCCUGCCAAUGUUCUUACCUGUUUGCAGUUUAUUUGUAAAUAUUCCAUAAACCAUUUCCAUUCUUUUAUAAAAAGUUUGCUGCCUUGAUUUCUUAUUUUUCUGGUAAGCUUCGCCGUUUCUGCAUAUUCCAUAAGUUUUUAUAAAGACUACCUUGCAUUUCUCAGUGCAUCUUGCCAUUGCUCUUAUCAGAAAGAAGUCUGAUUGUUUGGGAAAGUGAGUUAUUUGUUCGGGGCCCUUGCAAUCUGCCAGUAGGUGAGCAAAUCCCACCUGAAAAUAGCGACAGCCAGGAAGCAUCCUGAUAGAUUUAUUUGGCAUGAUCUUUAAUGGACCAGAAGCUGCUUUGUCAGAUGUAUAGAGUGUUAUCUUCAGGUGGCAAGUAAAUGCUUAGCUCUCUAUUUCUGCCUUCCAGGAGUGAAAAUUGAGAUCCGCUUGCUCAGCGGGGAAAGUCUCCACAUCCGAGAGUUUCGUGGCGCCAAGGUGGGAGAUGUGGCCAUUGGAAUCAGCAGCCAGGUGAGUUCUGCCCUGGUAGACCUCUCUCCUUUUGGAGGUGAGAAGUACUGCAAAAUGGGGCUACAGUGGUACCUUAGUUCUCAAGCUUAAUCCGUUCCGGAAGUCCGUUCCAAAACCAAAGUGUUCCCAAACCAAGGCGCGCUUUCCCAUAGAAAGUAAUGCAAAACGAUUAAUCCUUUCCAGACUUCUAAAAACAACCACUAAAACAGCAAUUUAACAUGAAUUUUACUGUCUAACGAGACCAUUGAUCCAUAAAAUGAAAGCAAUAAUCAAUGUACCGCACUAUAAAAUGAAUAAGACAGUAUUGUAGAUGAUAAAAAUUAAUAUUAUUAUUUUUUUCUUACCUGCGCUGAUGAUAGUCAUUGUUUGGAUGGGGGGCUUUUAUCCAUUUCCGCAGUCAGUCAGUAGCUGAACUGGAUUCUACCCAGUCACAAAAACAAAUUAACCGAGAAAGCCACAAAAACGCAAAAUAAAUAGCAAAAACAAAAGCGCCAAACUUAAUCUGUUCCAGAAGUCUGUUUGACUUCCAAAAUGUUCAAAAACCAAGGCGCAGCUUCUGAUUGGUGCAGGUGCCCCGGAAACAAUAGCCAAAACCCGAAUCGGAUGUUCGGCUUCCGAAAAACGUUCGAAAACCGGAACACUUAACUUCUGGGUUUUCGGCAUUUGAGUACCAAGUUUUUUGAGAACCAAGGUACCACUGUAUUUGGGAAUGUCAUCUUAAUCCUUCUCCGCCUUGCAAGAUAUCUUCUGGAGAAGAAAAGGCUAAGGAUUAAACCCUGCACAAAUCCAGAGUGGAGUCCCUAAGACGGUUGGAUGGCACUUUGUAUGCCUUCUUCCAGCAACUCCUGCAGCCCAGAUGGUGCCAGACAUAUUGCUCUGCUUUCCUUUGGACCUUAUCAGCGAGGCUGAGAGGGGGCGUCUUGUCAUCAGCAACCCAGGACCUCCAUACAGACUGCCCAGGUUUGCGCCCCAGGGAGGUUACUUCAGUGCUGCUAGUGCAGUGGUCUGGCUCCACCGCUGGAGGCACACUCCUCCAUUGUCUCGAGGAAGAAAGAUAAUCAACAUGGCCACUUUGCUCUUGCUGAACUCUGCUGUGGGCCCAGAAAUACACAUGCAAUGAAUUUUUUGCCCACUCCCCCUUUAAAUGCAUGUGAUGUGACUUUGUUUCUUCCUCUGUCAACUAGAAAUAAACGUGCAGUUACAAUACGAUACAAUACGAUAAUCUUUAUUGUCAUUGUCCCAUGCAGAACAACGAAAUUGAAAAAAUCUACAUCAGACAUUCAAAAACCAACAAGCCUGCUAUCCCAGCCUGGUUAGCCCCCUAAAAACUAUGAUACCCCAUAAUUAAAUACAAUAUACUCCCAUAGAGACUACCUUACACUGUGUUUAAAACCAAAAUUGCAUUUGGAUAGAAACUGUUUCUCAGACGGCUAGUCCUAGUCUUUAUAACCCUGUACCUUCUUCCAGAAGGCAGAAGCUGAAAGAGAUCAUUUCCGGGGUGUGCGCACUAUCCUGUACUAUCUGCAGCUUUCUUAUGACACCUGGAAGCGUUGAUUUGAUCCAGUUGUUGUGGAGUCAGGCCCCUUCACCUUUUUGUGUGUGUGUGUUCUGCUUUCACAGAUACCGGCCUCUGCUUUCAGCUUCUUCACCAAGGAAGGCCAACCCGUCCGCUGCGACAUGGUGGUCCCUGAUUUGGGCAUCGAACUUCAGUGCACCCUUGCUCCUGACAGCAGCUGUGGCUGGAGCUGGAGGGUCAAACAUGGCCAACUAGAGAAGAAGCCUUAAGGGAUGCUGUCUCUCCCCAUGACACUCCUGUGAUAUCCCCCACGGAGCCAGAUGUGGUAUCUGCAGAUAGCUGAGUGCUGAAUAUUGUUGGUGGUUGUAGGUUAUAGGUUUGGUUCCUCUCUGCUUCUCUGCCAGCCCUUGUGUGCAGCCAGGUUUAUGGGCUGGGUGGCAGAAAAAACUGAAUUAUUGUGUCUGCGUUUAUGAAACUGACCCAGAAGACUAGGAAGAGCCUGAUCUGCUGGGUUGCGGGCAGGCGGUCAAUUUCUUAACCCAACCGCCUUCUACCAAUCCCAAGGAAAAUGGGAAGUUCUGAUUUGCCCAGUGGGGCUUAGUAAAGUUCCCCAAACCCAGCAAUGGGCUUAAGAGGUGGGGAACCUCCUUGGAGACAAAGCACAUCAGGUCACCUUGGCCAACUCACUUUCUCAUCACCACGCUUGUUUGCAGCACGCUUGUUGCCUUGCAAAAACCGUUGCCCUGAGCAGCUUGGAGGAAUGUAGUCAGCAACACAUAUCUGAUUCGCUUGGGAACUUCCUCAGCGAAACUGGUAGCAUGCGGCACCUUCUGAGAAAGCUCAGAAGUCUGUGCUGGAAGAUUCGUCGUAUUAAAUUUCAGUUGCAUGGCAAUUUUCCUAGCUGUGCAAUGGACAGCCAGCUUUGGUUUUGCGCACCAUCCAGUGCCUAUGGCAGCCCACCAGUGCUUUGAUGAUAAGAGCACCUGCUCUUGCUGCCUGCCUUGUGUGGCCAAAAACCUCAAAGGCCUGAAUAUGCCUGAGCCCUGUUUGGCUUGGUGAAUCGCUACUUGGCCACAUUUCGGUGAGCUUAAAAUUCCGGGCAUCAAAUUUCUCCAAGUGCCCCUUUUGGGGUGUUUGAGGGGAGUUUUCUGUGCUUGGCGUCAAAACGCAACCAGCUUUGCAUUCCAUCUCAUGGUGAAAUGCAUGACAGGAUGGGAAAUCAGUUGAGUGUGUCUCAGUUUGUUCAUAUAAUCCGGGCCUGUAUUGUUUGUAACCCACCAAACCCAAUAACCUUGGCAGACAUGUACCGUAGCCAAACAGUUGCUUUGUAGGUUUUUGCAGCCCCUGGACAGGCAGCAAGAAAUAGGAAAUUUGAUAUAUAUAUAUAUAUUUUGGCUUGGUGGGUCACCUGAUAUGCAUCCCUUCAUAGAUAUGUUUUCAGCUACAACCCCCAUUGGUGAUUAGUGAUGACUGACACAGACAUUUCAAGUAGAGCUCCUUACGUUUUAGGUUUUGAUUCCAUUUUCUUUUCUUUUUCUGCCCUAAAUAGAGAGAACUGCAUGUGUCUUAACAGAGCCAGGGCUUAGCAUGCUUACUCAGAAAUAGCCCCACUGCUGUUAGUGGGACUUUACACCGAACUAAUUGCAUACAUAGGAUUGCAGCCUUAGAAAUCCAAACUCUAUAGCAGAAGAGUUUUAGGCAAAAUGUAAACGUGAAAUAAAGUAAGCAAAUCAGUACAAUAUAUAUGAUUUUUUUAAUAUAAAAAAAAAUUGUGUGCAUAUUGGCACGGUUGACCUUGUAGAGUUUGGAGUGGCUUUGUUCUGUGCCAAGUGAUCUGGGUAAAUGAAUGAAAGUGACUAGAUGAGGAACUUCAUUAGGAGGGAAGUCCUCUUUCCUUGUUGGGUACAAGGAUGUCCUGCUAUGACAAAGCCUUGCCUGAAGCUUACUAAGCUAUGAAUCUGAACCCACUUCCUUGCUGAGCUUCCUGUCUGGAAUAUUAAUGCCGCCUACAAAAUGAAGGCUGGCUAAUCUCAGCCACAGCCAUGGCGCUGCAGGGAUUGGAGACUGGAAGGCAGCCAUUCUGGGAUGGCUGUGGCCAUUCUCAGGUGGCAUAAAAUGGUUUGGUUUUUUCUUUUCUUUCGGAGCUAAGGUUAUUCUAUCCCGUUGGGGUUGAUUCUGCUGUCAGGCAAGGAAGCUGCCUCUUUCUAAACUCUCUGAAGUAGGGUAGAAAAAAGAAGAGGCGUGUUUUUAAAAAGGAGGGACAUCAUAGGGCAUCAUCACCCUUUUCCAAAUCACCUGCUCCCCCGGAAGAGCUUCCUUUCCCCAAGCCUCCCUUGGUGUACACGUGCCAAGAGGAAAUAUUUUACAACAAGCCACUUUAAAGGCCAACAUCCUUUCAGUCCAGCCUUCGUUGUGGUUUUGCGUGGCAGCCAGCACAAAGGCAUAAAUUGCCAUCAAGGCUGCGGUAAAAUCAGCAAACCAAGGUUUGCGGCGUUAUUUUUAAAGGAAAACGAAUGGAACUGGUAUGGGUGCCACCUGGUGUGUAGAAGAGGCACUGCAGUAGCUUAGAAGGGAAGAGGCUGGGCAAAAGUAGUGUGUUUUUGGUUGCUACCAAGUUAAAUGGCAGGGAAUUUACCAUUUAGAAAAGGAAACUGGGGCAGGGAGGCCUACACUCCUAGCUCCUUUAAUAAUCUCUUUGUCCCAUUGCUCUUCUCUGCAGCACGUUAGACCUACAUCUUGCAAGCCUUGUUCAGUUCUUGCAUGCAGCUGCUGAAAGAGGGAGACAGGACAGUUUAUCUACCCGCUUUUUGAGAGGCAAAUGUUCUUGCUCCCCAUUUAGAUUGGAGCUCUUGUGCACUUAGUGAUCUCCACUAGCCCUGUGGCUUUACAACCACCCAUGGUCCUUCUAGUCUAUAUAAAUUACUGCAGAAUGUUCCAGGAAAGAACUUCUGGAGCAGAGGUGGGGAACUUGCGGCCCUCUAGAUAUUUUGGGAAAUAUUUAAUCCUCCAGUGCUAGCCCCUGGGCUUCUGAGUGCUGUAGUUCAGCAAUACAAUCAGCACCGUGGAAGCCUAGAGUGGGUAAUAUGAAAGCACUGAUGCUUUGCCUUGCUUUCAUUCAUUCAUUCAUUUCAUACGUACUCUUUCCACUUGCUCUGCAAAUUUGCUUUAGGAAACAAUCAUUUUUGUCAGAGGGUUGGCUGUGCUGUACUUUGUUUUCAGAGGUUUGAAAUGCAAGCUGAAUAGCUGUGUUUUGCUCUGCAAGAACAAGACUCUGCAGUCUUUGUCUGCCCUUGAUUUUGAAAAGACAAAAGUAUUAUUAUUUUUUUGAGGGGGGGUUUCCUCAGUUUGAAGGAGUGGGGAAAGUCCUGGGAUAUGAUCGCAGCCAGACUCCUCUAGACUCUUUGGUUCUUGUAGAUCCCAGGGCUCCAGUGCAGGGAAUGUUAGUUCCACUCUAAUUGUUGACAUCAGUGGGACAAAAUAGUUAUUGAGAUGGGCACAUGCCUGCUUUUCUUUGGAUUCAAGUCAGUUCUGCCAGUUGCCAGACCUAUGCAAUACUAACAGUGGCCUAAAUCUGUUGUUACCUUCUUUUGCCUUCCUGUGAUGUUCCAGAACACCAUGAUAAUGUAUGUAUUGCUGUCAUGGAAAUGAAGCAAAAUUACACCUUUUGGGGUAGCAAAUGACUUUUGUGGCGUUUUAUUUUAUUGAACAGUGUUGUGCAUUGCUGCUCUGCUCUUGGGCAAUUCUUGAUUUGGAGUGAGGUUGGUCUUAAUGCUUCAGGUUUGUGGGUCCCGUGUCCCAGCCAUUCCCCGUGUCCCAAAGCAGUGCAUGCCAAGUUGUUUCACUAAGUUUCUCAGCAGGAGUGGGAUACACAACGGCAGCUGUUCUGCUGCCACUUAACUUACCUAUCCAUGCAGAGUCCGGCGAGAGUCACAAAUGAUAUGUGUGCAAGUUUGUGUGUAUUCCUCCCCUCCCACCCACCGCCCAAAUUAAAAUGUCCAUUGAGUCCAUCCAGCAUGCUAAAUUAAUUAGCUGGAUUUCUAUUAGAAAGACUACAAAACAGGCACAAUAUAGACACUCCCUAUUGUCCGUUCUCUAGCACCUAAUAAAUAAAUGUAUAACU